Molecule: messenger RNA, 1863 nt
Organism: Spirodela intermedia
Lineage: Eukaryota; Viridiplantae; Streptophyta; Magnoliopsida; Alismatales; Araceae
Source: the annotation of a GenBank genome assembly
AUGGGCUUCCUCGCCGCUCUUGCUCGCCAUCUCGAUGCCCUCGUCGGGUACUCUCUCUCUCUCUCUCUCUCUCGCUCUCUCUCUAUCUCUGUCUCUAUCUGUCUCCAUCUACCUUAUUUAUCUUAUCUAUCUUCUCUGUGUGUGGGUUUGGUGCAUCUCUGAUGGGGACUUGGUUGGUGGGGUUUCAGGCCGGGGGUGAUGCUGCUGUAUCCGCUGUAAGUAAAACCCCAUCAGCCAUGCAUCCCCAUUCCUCGCGCUUUCAUUUCCUGUGGGGCAUAUCGUUGAACAGCAUAAACGGGAUAAGAAUUUGCUCGUGCGACGGUCUUGUUAGAUACGCGUCGAUACGGGCGAUUGAGACCCCCACCGCGGUGGACGACCAGCAGUGGCUCACCUACUGGGUCCUCUACUCCCUCAUCACCCUCUUCGAGCUCUCCUGCUACAAGGCCCUCGCUUGGUAAAUAAAUUCAUUUCUCUCUCUCUCUCCCCCUCCCUAUAUAUAUAUAUAUAUAUAUAAAAUAUUAUAUCUAUCUGUUAUCUAUAUAUUAUAUAUCGACCUGUCUAUCUAGAUAGCUAGCUAUCUAUGUAUCUAUCUCGGUAGGUAUCUAUCUCUCUCUCUUUCUAGAGUGAUGGGUGGGGAGUGGUGGUGGUGCAGGUUUCCGCUAUGGCCGUAUAUGAAGCUGCUGGGGUGCGUGUGGUUGGUGCUGCCGUGCUUCAACGGUGCGGCGUACAUCUAUGAGAGUCACGUGAGGAGGUACAUGAAGACCGGCGCCGGUCACCUGGGGUGGUCGGGGUACCCAGAGGGGCAGAAGAAGGCCAUGCAGAUGAUGACCCCCGACGCCCGCAAGGCCGUCGAGAGGUACAUCCAAAACUACGGCUCCGACGCUUUCGAGAGGGUCGUCAAGGCGGUACGUGCUCGCUUAUUCUCACAUUCAAGUGUCCACAUCCCUGUUCCUUCUUCUCUUUUUGUCUUUCUUUUCCGGAAUUGGUCUCGCCUACGAUACGACCAAGAUUUUUAAAAUAUAAAAUUUAUGCGGAUAUAAUAAUCCUUUCAUUUUAGCUAAAAGGGCAAAAGUCGAGGCCUUUAAUGGGCCAGGCUAGCUCCCGUCAUCACUAAGUGGGUUUGGCCCAUUUUGUCCUAGACUGUUGUGGUACAUAACUUGUAAAAGUUCUUCCCAUGGGGCCAUACUAGGAAUCUCUAAAUCCACAUCCCAUCUACAUAAAAUUUAAAAAUAUAUUUUAUGAAAAUUAGGGUUAUGAUAAUGAAAUAUAUAUUUUUUGUUUUAUGUAUUUAUAUACAUUUAUAAAUUACUUUAAAAUUAAUAGCUUGAUAAUUAAGAUACCCCCCCAUUUUGUCUACAAGGUGUUCACAUUGCCCUCGUCUUAAAAAUAAAUAAAUAUAUAUAUAAUUAUUAACAUGCUCAUUUUAGUGAAAUUGUUAGAAUUGAGGCUGGUAAUGGGCAUUAAUGGGCCGACAAGUGGGUAUUGUGGAUUGUUGCUUCCUCAAUCAGGCCCAAGUAAGCAUCUCUAAAUCCCAACAUCUGAAGCCCAAGACCCCAACUCCAUCAGCUUAAUAAAAAUAUCCCAAUAUUUUUUUUUUUCAAGAUGAUAAUAUAAAGGUGAGCAUAAUGGCCAUAAUAUUGGUUUUUCUUAUUUAAAUUAAAACAUUAAAUUUGAUUAUCUUCCUAAUGACCAUAAUAUAUUUUUUAGAGCCCAUUGAGUUGGCUCAUAGAGGGCUUUACGAGACAACCAUUAAAUAAUUUAUUGUUGUUUUUAGAAAAUUUCCUUUUUUAGUUUGACGCCUGGUAAACGUUGACAAUGCAGGCAGAGACGGAGGCAAAGAAGGUAGAAAUCAAGAAAUAUUGA